Vigna radiata var. radiata (mung bean) is the source of this 1832-nucleotide messenger RNA. Its product is annotated as cyprosin-like. Gene Ontology annotation, biological process: proteolysis; lipid metabolic process. The record is from RefSeq and is a predicted model, not a curated record. NCBI's taxonomy places the organism in Eukaryota, Viridiplantae, Streptophyta, Magnoliopsida, Fabales, Fabaceae. The transcript has 13 exons. The coding region runs from base 115 to 1596 and encodes 493 amino acids. Gene Ontology annotation, molecular function: aspartic-type endopeptidase activity.
UAUCAUGACAGAUACUACGCUAUAGAGUUAUGCAUACAUGCAUUAUGAGUUUUGUUGAACAGUUGAAAAUGCCUUUAAAGUGUUGAAUUGCCAAUUAACAGAUGAGUUGAGAACAUGGCAUUCAAGUAUUUGCUGGUUGUGACGUGUGUAUGUGCUUGGUUUGCAUCCUUGGCGGCUUCUGAUAAGGAGUUAUUAAGGGUUGGUCUCAGAAAGAGGAGUUUGGACAUUAACAGUUUUAGUUCUGCAAGGAUCAGGGAGGCUGUUCAUCAUUUAAAACCAGAUACAGUGUAUCUGAAGAAUUAUCUUGAUGCACAGUAUUUUGGAGAAAUUGGUAUUGGGUCACCUCCUCAAACCUUCAGAGUUGUGUUUGACACUGGAAGCUCGAAUCUGUGGGUUCCUUCUUCCAAAUGUAUUUUGUCUAUUGCUUGCUAUUUUCAUUCCAAGUAUAGAUCCAAGCUAUCUAACACCUAUACGAAAAUAGGAACAUCUUGCAGGAUCCCUUAUGGGCAUGGACACAUUCCUGGCUUCUUCAGCCAAGAUAAUUUAAGAGUAGGGGAACUCAUCGUCAAAGAUCAGCAAUUUGCUGAGAUUACAAAGGAAGGACCUCUAGCGUUUUUAGCACAUCAUUUUGAUGGGAUACUUGGACUUGGAUUCCUGAACAAGUCAGUGGGACAAGUCACACCAGUGUGGUACAACAUGAUAGAACAAGGGCAUGUGACUCAAAAGAUUUUCUCCCUCUGGCUAAACCCAGACCCAAUGUCAAAGAUAGGGGGUGAGAUUGUCUUUGGUGGUAUUGACUGGAGGCACUUUAAGGGUGACCAUACUUAUGUUCCACUUACUCAUGAAGAUUAUUGGCAGAUUGAGGUGGGAGAUAUUCUACUUGCAAACAAUCCAACAGGGCUAUGUGCGGGUGGUUGUGCUGCUAUUAUUGAUUCGGGAACCUCUUUGAUUGCCGGUCCAACUAAAAUUGUGACUCAAAUUAACCAUGCCAUUGGAGCAGAAGGAUAUGUGAGCUAUGAAUGUAAAAGCAUCAUCCAUAACUAUGGCGAUUCCAUAUGGGAAUAUAUAAUUUCCGGGCUGAAGCCUGAAAUUAUUUGCGUUGAUCUCGGACUCUGCUCACAUAAUAGAACAUACAUAAAGAAUGAUGUUAUUGAAACAGCGGCACAUAAUGAAAGUUGGGGGGGCGAGUCAAGAACAAAGGAGAGCCCCUUGUGUACUUUUUGUGAUAUGAUAGUUUUUUGGAUUCAAGUUCAGCUUAAGCAAAAGAAUACAAAGGACAAAAUAUUAAAAUAUGUAGAUGAGCUGUGUGAGAAGCUUCCCAAUCCCGUGGGACAAACAUUUAUAGACUGCAACAGUAUUGACACCAUGCCACAAAUAACAUUCACUAUUGGAAACAAAUCAUUUCCCCUCUCUCCAGAACAGUAUAUGCUAAGAAUUGAAGAAGGUUGUUCCACUGUCUGUUAUGGUGGUUUUGUUCCUCUAGAUGUGCCACCACCACAAGGUCCCCUCUGGGUUCUUGGAGAUCUUUUCUUGGGGGCAUAUCACACAGUGUUUGACUACGGCAAUCUUCGUAUUGGAUUUGCAGAGGUUGCUUAGCCAUAAUUUGGUGUCAGUGCUAUGCCAAAUUAUUUGUAGGAAAAAACAAAAAGAAAGAAAUAAAAGGUUUAUAGAAUUUUACAGCAUUUAAAAACUGCAGACCCUCGGAAUUUCUGUGCUGCAAGGUCUCUUGUAAAUGUUGAUUAGUAAUUUGGUAUACUUCAUGAAUAAAAUUUUGUUAAACAUUUAUUUCUCUUAGAUUGUAACCGCAAUGCAAAAUAAAAACAAAUGCCUUA